This is a messenger RNA of Medicago truncatula (barrel medic), 2078 nucleotides long. RefSeq names its product beta-glucosidase 11. Gene Ontology annotation, biological process: carbohydrate metabolic process. The record is from RefSeq and is a predicted model, not a curated record. Gene Ontology annotation, molecular function: beta-glucosidase activity. Lineage: Eukaryota; Viridiplantae; Streptophyta; Magnoliopsida; Fabales; Fabaceae. The transcript has 13 exons. Bases 274 to 1854 code for a protein of 526 amino acids.
CGAUGGAGAAACUUGGAACAUUUGAGAUGGGAGAAACAAUUAAAGUCAAAAGUAGAAAAAAGUAUAUUAUUAUUAAAAUCAAUGGACAAAGCAAAGUUCCAUUUGCAUAGAUGGUAUCAAAGACCAGAGACGGCUGAACAAGAGAGGUUGCAGUUUCUCGUCCACAUAAUAAUAUACUAUGCAUUUUUUUUGUCUUUAAAGAACCUUACCUAGUAUUAGUCCUAGUAUUCUCUUACCUUGCUCCAAAAACAGAAGACUAAGAAGAAUAAAAUAAUGAUGAUAAAUUCCUUUGCUGUGAUGCAUUCGUUAGCUGCAGUUGUACUGGUAUCAGUGGUCUGUGUAGCUAAUGCAUUCACAAGAAAUGACUUCCCUCCUCACUUCUUGUUUGGUGCUUCAACUUCUGCUUAUCAGGUAGAAGGUGCAGCAAAUGAAGAUGGCAGGAAGGCAAGCAUAUGGGAUACCUUUGCACAUGCUGGCAAUGGAGGGCUAUACAAGGGAAAUGGUGACAUUGCAUGUGAUCAAUAUCACAAAUAUAAGGAUGAUGUCCAACUAAUGUCUAAAAUGGGCUUAGAUGCCUAUAGAUUUUCCAUAUCAUGGUCAAGACUUAUUCCAGAUGGGAAUGGGCCAAUAAAUCCUAAGGGAUUGCAGUAUUACAACAACCUCAUCAAUGAACUAACAAACCAAGGAAUCCAACCACAUGUUACUUUAAAUCACUGGGAUCUACCACAAGCACUUGAAGAUGAAUAUGGAGGAUGGGUUAGUCGAAGAGUUAUAAAAGAUUUCACAGCAUAUGCAGAUGUAUGCUUUAGAGAGUUUGGGGAUAGAGUUAAACAUUGGACCACAGUAAAUGAGGGGAAUGUGUGUUCAAUGGGGGGCUAUGAUGCAGGAUUUUUACCUCCUCAAAGGUGUUCUUCAUCCCCUAUAUUUAACUGCUCCAAAGGAAAUUCUUCAACUGAGCCAUAUUUGGUUACUCAUCAUAUGUUGUUAGCACAUGCAUCAGCUACAAGACUGUACAGGAAAAUGUAUAAGGUCAAGCAACAAGGAUUUAUUGGGUUUAAUCUCCUUGUUUUUGGUUUUGUUCCACUAACAAAUACUAGUGAAGACAUAAUUGCCGCUCAAAGAGCACAGGAUUUCUAUCUUGGGUGGUUUCUGAAUCCCUUCAUUUUUGGAGAAUAUCCUGCCACCAUGAAAAAGAACGUUGGCUCAAGGCUUCCUUUUUUCACCAGUAGGGAAGCGAAUAUGGUGAAGGGAUCACUUGACUUCCUUGGAAUCAAUUUUUACUACUCAUUUUAUGUUAAGAACAACGCGAAAAGCCUGCAGCAAAAGAAUAGAGAUUACACUGCAGAUAUGGCUGUGGAGCUUACACCCUACACUGUAAAUGGUACAUCUACAGAUGAGAUUCCAGUUAUACCCUGGACUUUGGAAGGGCUCCUUCAUUCAUUGAAGGACAUUUAUGGCAAUUUUCCGAUUUACAUUCAUGAAAAUGAUGAAUCUUUGAACUUCUCAGGUCAACAAACACGUAGGAAUUCAUCAUUAGAUGACUGGACAAGGGUGAAGUAUAUGCAUGAAUAUAUAGGGAGCCUGCUUGACAUGUUGAGGAAUGGGUUGAAUAUAAGAGGUUACUUUGUAUGGGCCUUUUUGGAUGUGUUUGAGUUACUAGGUGGAUAUGAAGCAAGUUAUGGCUUAUAUUACAUAGAUUUGGAAGAUCCAACCUUGAGGAGGCAACCUAAACUUUCUUCUGUUUGGUACUCAAAUUUUCUAAACAACAGAACUACAGACUCAGUGAUCACCAUGAAAAUUGAGGAGAAUUCAUCUCUACUCUCCAACACUCCCUUAAAGAAUAUUGCCACUUAAUGCAAUUAGGAUUAGUUAAAAUAAAUGUUCUCUCUAGCCUGCUCUCUCUGUUUUUUUUUCUUGGUCACAUUUUGGUUCUUUGUGUGACAUGUAAGAGAAAGUGGCAAGAAUUAUGGAGUUUAAACAUAGGAACAUGAUUAGAAUUUUAAUAAACAUGACAUACACAUUUUUCCUAUUACAUUAAUAGAACUAUAUGAAUAAAAAUAUCUUUGAUAUUAAGUUCA